GUUGGAUACCGUUGGUGUCGCUUACUCGCGACUAUUUGAAAUAUGGAAAUUAGCUAUGUGUACGCCAAAAGGCGAUCGGAAUUCGGAAGACAGUGCAACUUCAGUGACAAAAAUGCAGAAAUGUUAGUUGAAAUACUCCCAGAUGUUGAUGUAUCACAUAAGUUUAUCGAAAUGAAUCCUAUCGACAAGGGUGUUCAGUCAUCGCAAGAAAUGUCCGAACACGAAGCUAACACUGAAAGAUAUCGUUCGGAAUCUCGAGGGAUGAACCAUACAGAAGGUGGCUGGCCAAAGGAUGUCAAUGCACAGGAACCUGACCAGGUUAUAAGGUAUCGGAAGAAGGUUGAAAAAGAUGAGUUGUAUAUUGCAACAGUUCAUAAACUUGGAAACGUAAGUCCUACAUUAUGGUGACAGUAUCGUAGAUUAUGGAGCACUGCAUUAAACAAAACAAUGCACUGAAUAUUUAUGAAAAUUAUUUCGAAGAUUUCGAUGUGAACACUUCCGAAGACCCUCCAUCCGCUAAGACUAUAACCGUCUUAAAAGAUAUGAGCGAUCCAAAACGAAGCAUUGCACACAUAUCUUGGUAUCCUGAUGGUCCAACAAAGUUGGCUAUCGCCUACUGCAACACUGAAUUUAAGUCAGUUUCUGGAAACACCUCAAACGAGUCAUACAUAUGGGAUGUCACCAAUCCCAACAGACCUGAACUGACGCUUAAAACAGCCUCUCCGCUUGUCUGCAUUGAGUAUAACCCUAAAGACUCCCACACAUUAAUUGGUGGCUGUUAUAACGGACAACUUUCAUUGUGGGAUAGACGCAGGGGCUCCAACCCUGUUGAAGUCUCACCGAUUGAACACAGUCACAGAGAUCCCGCCUGGAAAGUGAUUUGGAUACAAUCUAAAACCGGAACUGAAUGCUUUUCUACGGGUACUGAUGGUCAAGUUUUCUGGUGGGAUGUCAGGAAAAUGUCUGAACCCACGGAGUUUCUUUAUCUCGAUCCCACCAAGAAACAAGACUUUUCGUGUGCUCAAGGAGCUUAUGUAUUGGAAUAUGAGUCCACCAUACCCACAAAGUUCAUGGCUGGUACUGAACAAGGGAUUAUCAUCUCUUGUAACCGGAAAGGCAAGACACCUGCAGAAAAAAUUGUUGCUGCAUAUCCUGGACACAUUGGACCAGUUUACGCAUUGCAGAGAAAUCCAUUUUUUCCGAAGAACUUCCUUAGUGUUGGUGACUGGACUGCUCGAAUAUGGUCGGAAGAUAUUCGAGAUUCUGCUAUAAUGUGGACAGCCAACCAUGACUAUGGUCUUUCUGAUGGAUGUUGGAGCCCUGUUCGACCAGCUGUAUUUUUCACUACUUGUCUGGACGGAACAUUAAGCGUUUGGGACAUUAUAUUCAAGCAGGAAGCACCGGCUCUCAAUAUUCAGAUUUGUGACGAACCGCUUCAUUGCCUCAGAGUUCAAGAACAAGGUCGACUUAUUGCAACAGGAUCGCACAGUGGAGUGUGCACAGUUCUGGAACUCUCUGAAGGAUUUUGGACCCAAUCGAAAAACGAAAAAGCUUUAAUAACCUCUAUGUUCGAGAGAGAAACCCACCGUGAGAAAAUUCUGGACGCAAGACAUCGGGAGAUAAAACUACGUAAACAAAAACUCCAAGGGGCAGAUGAAGCAGCUGUUGAUACCGAAGAUGAUUUGGACGCAAAACAAACUGAAGGACUUAUCCGGACUACAGAAGACUUCUUCUUUGAAACGAUUGAACGCAAACGUAAGGAACGCGAACUGAAAGAAAGAACUGCUGUAGAUUCAACUUCUUUUCCGGAUGACAAACAGGAUAACAUGGUUCUAGAGGAAGAAGAGGAACGACAAACAUCAAGCGACGAUGAGGACGACAACGGUGAUAAGGAAGGCGAACCAGAAGGCAUGCAAUCUGAAGUGAACGAAUCCAAUGAAGCUAGCUAAACAUAGUCGGAUGAUCGAAAUUGUUUAAAUGUUUCCCUUUUUGGAAUCCACUGACGUUAAGUGCAGUCGGAUGAACUACUGAGGUGACGUUUUCCUUUUAGAUAGGAAGUAUGAAUACAGGUAAUAAGUUCCGACAGGAAAAUUUUGUAUACCUAAAAGCUGUUGCUAAUUUCAAAAUUUUUCUUACUAGUAUUAUUUAUACUUGUUGGGAAAACCAUGUCAAGAAAGUGACUGACUGACCAUCUCUAGUAUCUACGACUAUGCGUUAAUUAUCUGCGAGAUAUUUCAUUUUGUUUUAGGAACUAAGAUUCACACUUUCUAAUACGCAGGUCAAUUAUAAAUAACAGAUUGAUUCUACUAAGUACGAAUGACAGAGCAUAAAACAAACAAAGUACGUAAGCCAUAGCUAAAUACUAUUGGGUUACUGGGAGCUGAUAACUGGUUAUUUGUUAUUUAUCUUUUAUGGAUACUUGUAAGAACUGGUUCUGCGAAU
Molecule: messenger RNA, 2442 nt
Organism: Trichobilharzia szidati
Lineage: Eukaryota; Metazoa; Platyhelminthes; Trematoda; Strigeidida; Schistosomatidae
Source: the annotation of a GenBank genome assembly